Molecule: messenger RNA, 1464 nt
Organism: Penicillium macrosclerotiorum
Lineage: Eukaryota; Fungi; Ascomycota; Eurotiomycetes; Eurotiales; Aspergillaceae
Exons: 8
Coding region: 1-1464 (487 amino acids)
Biological process (GO): amino acid transmembrane transport
Cellular component (GO): membrane
Molecular function (GO): L-amino acid transmembrane transporter activity
Source: RefSeq, a predicted model, not a curated record
AUGGCUGAAGAGCAAGACGGCCCAGGAAAGCCUUAUCUACAGGAUUCAUCCGUCAGCGAAAAUGUGUCGACUUCGAGUCUCGGUGUCCAGGAAACACAUAUAUUACAAGAGCGCAGGAUAGGCGUCUUUGGUGCCAUUUCCCUCAUCGUGAAUAAGAUUAUUGGAUCCGGUAUAUUUUCUACCCCGACCACCAUCUUCAAGCUGAGUGGGAGCCCUGGUAUGGCCCUUAUGCUUUGGGUCAUCGCUGGUCUGAUAUCAACAUGUGGAGCCAUGGUCUUGUUGGAGUUCGGCACCAGCAUUCCACGUUCAGGAGGAAUGAAAACCUCGGCCAGCAAUGCUAUUACAGCAUCCUCAUACUUGCUGAAGGCUGCAGCAGUGGAGUCAACAACUUGGAAGCUCCGAGGGUUAGCUAUCGCCGCCGUCUCAUUUGCAGUUGGAGUGCAUAGUGUGGCGCCACGGCUGGGAAGAGGCUUGCAGGAUGUUAUGAGUGCGGUAAAGCUCUUCACUCUACUGUUUAUUGUGUGUACAGGAUUUGCGGCGUUGGGAGGCCAUGUUCAAGUCAAAGCAAAUAAUUUUGACCCUUCAAAUUCCUUCAAAGGGACGUCUAACAAUGGCUAUAAUAUCGGCACCGCCUUGUUGGAUGCAAUCUUUUCCUUUCAGGGCUACGACAACUUAAAUGCGGUCUUGUCAGAAGUCAAGAACCCGCAACGAACUCUUCGGAUUGCCCUCCCUACCGCGAUGGGCAUGGUGACUCUUCUUUAUAUUCUAGCCAAUGUAGCUUAUUUUGCCGGCGUUCCGAGAGAAGAGUUUCUCAGCUCAGAUCUGACCAUCGCUGCUUCGCUUUUCAACAAUGUCUUCGGUCAUUCUGCCGCCGUAAAAGCCUUACCUGCAUUAGUAGCAAUUUCUGCUAUCGGCCAUCUUCUAAGCGUUGCGUUUACUGAAUUGGCAAAGGAUGGCGUCACCCCCUUUCCAAAUAUCUUGAUGCAGAAUCGCCCUUUCAAAACGCCCCUUGUCUGUCUUGCUGUGCACUUGGGAGUGACUAUCGCCUUCAUAUGUGCCCCUCCCGCCGGCGAUGCUUUUGAUUUCGUCGUGGGCCUCGGCACUUAUCCUAGCGUAUUUCUCUUGACACUCGUCACGAUCGGCCUGAUCAAGUUACGAAUUAAGAAUGAGAACUUCCAAUCAUCUUUCACUGUCCCAUGGGCGGUGCUCGCAUUCUAUCUUGCGGGAAAUAUUUUCCUUCUGGUCAUGCCGUUUGUCCCGCCUGUCAAUGGACAAGGAAGCACCAGCCUUCCGUAUUAUCUUUCGCCGGUUGUUGCGCUAGCUAUCCUUGCCCUGGGAGUCAUAUAUUACGUUGGUCGAUUUGUCUUACUCCCCUGGAUUUUCAAAUACGAGCUUGAUCUAGUGGAAGUGGGCCUGAGCGAUGGAUCACGAGUUUCGCGAUACAAAGCAAGGAAAUCCCCUUGA